GCUGCGCAAGCCUCGCUUCGUGGACCUGUGGGAGUUCUCGCUGGCCGACCACCGCCGCAUCUUCCGCGAGGUGUGGCAGGAGUACAAGGCGUCGUUCGAGGGCCCGUCCGAGGAGGAGAUGGAGCGCAGCAAGCAGGAGGUCAAGCGCGCGGUGCAGGCGGUGCGCGGCCAGGUGUCGUCCACCGCCAGCGAGAACCUGUCCUUCAUCGACAAGAGUCUGGAGGGCACCAAGGCCCACGACAACAUCCACGCGCUCGGGGAGCAGGGGGCCGAGAACGUCAAGUUCCUGGCCGAGAAGGUCAAGCACGUGGCCGAGGGCGUGGACACGGACGCCGUGGCGAGCCACGCCAAGCAGGUCGUGGACGACACUCGCAGCAAGGACGACGUGGCCACGACGCUCAAGAAGAACGUGGACGAGCUGCGCCACCUCGCCAAGGAGGGGAGGGACGCGGCGCUGCGGCUCGACAAGAAGGACGUCGAGACGUUCAAGACCAGCGCCCAGUCGUGGUUCGCGGACAAGCUGCUGGUGGGGCAGUCGGUGCUCAUGGCGUUCAUUGAAGGGUACCGCGAGGGCAAGGAGCUGGAGCUGGAGCGCGAGGACGCUCUGCUCAUCACGUUCGCCAAGCAAGCCGCGGAGGACCACAAGGACAUUCUGGAGAACCAGCUCAAGAAGAUCAUGGACCAGCAGCGCGAGAAGCAACGUCAGGAACAAGAGGAGGCGGCAGCCAAGGCGGCUGCAGAGGAGGCUGGAGGCUUGGAGGCAACGGAGAAGUCUACUGGAUAUGAUGGUGGAUCUACGAAGGCAGAAAGUAAAGAGUCGCCGGAGUUAGAAGGCACGGCAAAUGAAGCAACAACAGAUGAGAAGCCGGCCACGACACAGGAAGAUCCCAAGCAGAGGUAGUUCCGACCUCACGCGACUAGAUUCCAAAGCAGCAUUUUGGGCGCUUGUUUGAUAAGCGAUGAAGCUGGUGACUCCGAGAUAAAGGUAAAUAUAUUCGUAGCGAAGAGUGAAGAGUCCUCUUGGAGGGUCGGCUGCAGUUUUGAGCUCUUGUUGUGAUCCAGCAGGACGUGGAGAUGCCGCAGAAGGAGGAGCUCGUGCGUCUGGAGAAGGUGCAGUUCGCAGAGGAUGACGACGAUGAUGAUACGUUCCAGUACGAGGCGGUGGACGACGGGGCUCUUGGACUGGGCGACGAUGACAACGACGACGAUGACGAGGAGGAUUUCGCCGCGGUGCUUCGGAACCUCAAUCGAUCCACGAUAGCCACGGGCCAAGACGCGACAGCAUCAGCAACGUCAUUGCCUACUGUGGAGGGAGGUGGGGGAGGCACUUACGAUGAAGUAAAUGCAGAGCGCAGCAUUUCCGGCAGUCCCCAGCAAUCGACCAUGGCCCGUGUCCACACGCAAGUGCGGCCGUCAGUGGUAGACGACUUCAUCCGGAAUUUCCUCAUCAAGUUGGGACUUACCCGUACGCUGGACAUGUUCAACCAUGAAUGGUACGAGUUUAUUGCUAAGGGAAAACUGCGCGAGGACGACGUCGGUGUGGUGCCCGACAUCUACGUGCGCAACCAAGCGCUAGACGAGCAAGUGAAGGAGUUGAGGCGCCAGCUGGAUGACACCCGGAAGAUCACGGAGAAAGCGAAGGGCACGUGGGAUAAAUUCCGUCACCAGCGCGACGUCCACAAAAUGCACCACCAACGCGUGUUACAGGAGAAGGAGGCGCUGUCGGUCAAGAUCCGCAAGCUUGAACGUCAUGUCGCGUCGUACGAGCCGCUACUCCAGGAACUGAAAGCCAAGUACGAGAACUCCAUGAAGGAGAAGAUGCUCAUGCGUCUGGAGCGUGAUCGACAAGUGGCCAGGGCUGAAGCACUGGAGUCGCAGAUGAAAGCGCUUGCAGGUGCAUCGACAGCCACUUCCGCGUUUGCUUCAGGUGGAAGAGGCAAAGAUGUGGCCGCAGUCGCUCCUCUCGGCUCAAAUACUUCAGCGACCCACAGCGCACCUUCGUCCUCUUCCUCGAAAACAUCGUCAAGCGGAACGAAAAAGAAAAGCAGCAAGUCAAAGAGCGACGUUCCCGACACGAAGCUUCCUAGUCCUGAUGCGGCGAAUCCAUUCGUCGACAAGCGCUUUGAGCCUGUCAACCCCGAACGUGUUGAGAUGGUUCGCAGUUGCCCAGCACACGGGAACUCCGUGGCUGCAGUGGCUUUCCACCCCAAGAAUCCCAUCGUAGCGACCGUCUCGGACGACGAGACUUGGAAGCUCUGGUCUGCUCCUGCUGGUGAGCUUAUCAUGAGUGGCGAAGGCCAUCGGAGCUGGCUCGCUGGCGUUGCUUUCCACCCGAGAGGAGCUCACGUGGCCACAUCGUCCGGAGACAACACAGUCAAGCUCUGGGAUUUUGUAGGAGCUGCGUGCUCACUCACGCUAGCUGAUCACUCUCACCCCGUUUGGGAGAGUGCCUUCCAUCACGACGGCGACUUCCUAGUCAGCGCAUCCAUGGACCAUACCUGCAAACUCUGGGACCUGCACUCGGGUCGUUGCCGCCGAACCUUUCGCGGCCAUGUCGACUCGGUCAACAGCGUGUGCUUCCAGCCGUUCUCGACGAAUAUCUGCACUGGGUCAGGGGACAAGACUGUCUCCAUUUGGGACCUGCGCUCCGGCCUGUGCGUGCAGACCUUCUACGGACACCAGAACGCAUGCAACAGCGUUGCCUUUGCACUUGCAGGAGACACCAUCGCCUCUUGUGACGCCGAUGGAUUCGUCAAAGUCUGGGACGUGCGCAUGGUAGCUGAAAGGAGCUCACUCGAUGGCGGCCAGCACCCACUCAACAGCGUGGCCUUUGAUCGUAGCGGCAAGAUCCUUGCGGCUGCUAGUGACGACGGUAGCAUCAAGCUCUUCAGCAUGAAGAUGGAGACACUGGCGACUGAGCUUAAGGGCCACGAGGGACCGGUCCAGGUGCGUUGCGGCAUUCUGAGUGCAUUUCUAUUCAUAUUUGCAGGUGGCCGAGCGGCUCCCUUACCUUGUCGUUUGUGCUGCUUACACUGGCGCCCUGUCCUGUUACAUAUCUAUCUGUUUGGCAGUCUGUCAAGUUCGACCCGAAUGGCCGCUUCUUGGCGUCAUCCAGCUCCGACUGCACCUUCCGCCUUUGGUCGACGUCAUAAGAGCCACGGAAGAAGACAAGCCGCCAGUCUGCCCAUUAGUCUUGCACGCCAGCCUGCUGGUUCUGCUGUCUUCAUCACCAUCCUCUUCUUCAUAAUAAAGCUUGGUCGCAGCUACAGUACACCACGUUCAUAGUAUCCACGGUGUGAACCCAGACCGUUGCCGCCUUGGUCGUGCGCGCAGUAAGUGGAGGGCAAUUAAAGACUCCGGAGCCUCUCCUUCUUGCCACCGAACUCUGCGUUGAGCGCGAGGCGGUAGUAGGUGACUUGCCAGUACGCGCAGAGGAAGACUGACCAGAAGAGCGAGAACAGUCUCCACAGCACGUUCGGGAACACGUUCCAAGUGCUGAACGAAACCACGAAGAGCUCGGAAGCCACAAUCAUCGCCACAUAGAGCCAAAAGCGCGUCACGUAAAGCACAGGGGGCAUCGACACCUCCUGGUGCGGAUCCCAGAAGUUGGAGAUCACGCAGGCGAAGUAGAUGUGCAGGAACACGUUCAUGAAGAUCAUGAGUCCGUAGCCGUAGUUGACAGGAGCCAGCGGGUGCACACGCGCAGGAGCGAGACGGAACGCGAACACCACGAGCGCCAUUCGGAACGCCAUGAACGCGUACCGCGCCUGCUUACUGUUGCGCAUGGCCAGAUCCGUGCAUCGCUGCUGAAUCUGACGCAUAGGCAUCGUGAUCUUGAGCGCGUAAAGUGCAGCUGUCAGCAGGGCCAGCGAGCUGAAGAACCCCAGGAGCGUCCUCACAGCCUCCUCCGCUCCGUAAUGCUCC
Molecule: messenger RNA, 3924 nt
Organism: Phytophthora sojae
Lineage: Eukaryota; Oomycota; Peronosporomycetes; Peronosporales; Peronosporaceae
Exons: 1
Coding region: 1075-3285 (736 amino acids)
Molecular function (GO): protein binding
Source: RefSeq, a predicted model, not a curated record